Molecule: messenger RNA, 2588 nt
Organism: Stegodyphus dumicola
Lineage: Eukaryota; Metazoa; Arthropoda; Arachnida; Araneae; Eresidae
Source: RefSeq, a predicted model, not a curated record
ACUGCCAUCAUGUUCUGCUUCUACUUACUGCUGCUUCUUUCACUUACCCGCGUGCAGUCUAAAAGUUGCCCAACAGCUUACUAUCAUUUGAAAUCCGAUGACAUGUGUGUCACCCAUUCAAGUCAAUCCAUUUUUUUGGGUAGUUAUGAAAAUUUUUGUCAAGGAAAAAAUAAUGGAGUUCCUAUCUCGAAACGCAUAAGUGACGAAGGACUGAAAGAAUUGGCUUCAGAACUGAAAAUAUAUGCUGAAGCAACAAUGCCUCCGAAGGCAUACAUAGGAUUGAAAAAAGAUGAUCAGAUGGGAUCAAAAAAAUGGAUUUUUUCCAACGAUCAAGGAUCCGUCGAGGAAGAUGAUUACUCUCUUUGGACUCGCAAGCCAUAUAUGAAUGAGCAAUGUGCAACCGUCAUGCCCUCAGAAGAUUACAAAGUUCAACCUGUCGCCUGUAAUGAAAACGCAAGACCACUCUGUGAAAAGUCUGGACCUCCUUGUUAUCACGGAAACGUCCAUUACGUAUUCUACCAUUCAAAAUGUCUGAGUCCUGUUGAAGCCAACGAACAGUACGAGUCGGCCAAAAUUCGUUGUUUUGAAGGUUUCUUAUUUCCCUACAAAGAUUCUAACGAUAAAGACAGCGUAGCCGCAGCUCUUCUUAAUUUUGGCUUUGAGGGAGGAAUAUUCGCUAAUGUCAAGAAAACAAAUGGAAAAUGGAUGUAUGCUAACGGCGAAGAAGAAACAGAACGAUGGGAUAAAGACGAUCUGAAAGAACAGGAAUGUGGUGUACUUGGAUUUAAAAAAGACUUCUCUCUUGGCAUGUAUACGAUGAACUGCAAUUCGCAGCUGCAUGUCCUCUGUGAAUACAUAGGUAAGAAAGAAAGGAUUGAAUGGAGAUUGCGAGUGAAUGAAGUUUACAACUGAAUAUUGAAUGAUUAUUGAAGGAAUUUUAUGAAAGAUUAAAGAAUAUGGCUGAAUAAAAGUAUGCUAUCUAUAAGUACACACAAUUUAAUCCGCAUAAUCAUAGAUUAUUUAUACAAAACAAAUUACAGCAUAUCAAGACACUGAAUAACUUUUAGUUCUUAUAUAAAUUAAUAUUACAAAUAUGCAUAUUCUUUGUUGUAAUAAAUAAUACUACAGUUUUUUAGUUUUACAUACAACAGAAAUCUGCUCUGAAUUACUUGGAAAGGUAGCAGAACAGAAUUUCCAUCAUAAAAGGUAAGGUAAAAAUUCAGUUUUUUUCUCAACUGCUUGAAUAUGGUUACAGUAAGUGAAUUAAUUUAAUCUUUGUUUUUAUACCUUUGAAUAUUUAUCUAAAGCAACAUGGAUUACAUUUCUUUUAAGGUUGUAUGUUUACAGAUAUGGAAUUAUGGAAGCUUAUGUGAAAAUAUUUGUGCGAUGUAUUGAAAAAGCUGAGAAUCAGAUUUCAGAAUCAUUAAUUAGUAUUAUCAAUAUUUCCAAUAAAUAAGGGAUAUUCAAGACAAAAUGAUUAAAAGAUUACAGAAGCUUACUGUUCUAUAUAAGAAACCUAUAAUUUUUUUGUAUGAAAAUAUUUAUUAAAUGAAAUAAUAAAUGUAUUUAUUUACUAAAUCAAUUUUCAUCAAUACUUUAUAAGAAACACUCAACUAAAGAUUAAUCUUUUACUUCGUACAGAAAAGAGCAUCUGUAAAAUAUAAAUUACACAAUGCUUGCACAAAGAUUCAUUUUAAUAUGAAAACAACAAAAUUAAAUCCACUACUGUGAUCGAAAAGUAUCGGAAAUAUUUCCAUAAAACAUAAAACUUUAUUUAUUGAUUAAUAUUUAACAUAUUCCUUUCAAAGUAUUGCCUAUGACUGCCAUGCUCCUAUACCAAUAUUUUCUAGAAUUUUCAAAACAUCUUUCAAAGUCAUUUUUCAUGAAACUCCUUCAGGACUCGCAAAGAAUUUUUUUAUUGAAUCAAUUGACUCAAACUGAUGUCCAUUAAGAGGCAAUUUUAACUGCAGAAAUAUGAAAAAGAAAUAAGUCGAUGACAUAUUAGAUAUUUACGAUAAGGAACACCGUGACAAGCAAAGAAAACAGUGAACAUUACCUUCUUUUCUGUGUGAUCUUUUUGGUCUUUCUUCAUCUUUAGAAAACAAUUCUUUUUCCUGUUAUUUCUGUAUCAAAAAUAUCUUAUGAUCUCACCAAAUCUAAUCCAUGGUUCAUCACCAUUUAAUAAUAGUAAUUAUGCAUUUUAAGGACUCGCUUGGAAAAAGCAUUUCUUGGACCACUUAAAUAUGUUGCUUUUGGAAUAAUUUGAGAAAUGACACAAAGCAGAGCCAAAUGAUAAAGCGUAACUGCUUGAUAAGAUCCAAAUAAUGUAACUCAUUCAAUCAUAUCUCUAACUGAUAAGUAAUGAUUGCUAAGCACCAAAUUUUUGACUUGAUAGAUGUGCUAUUUAUUAAUAAUUGAAGUGAUGGAACACCAGAACAUGGUUCUUCUUCGAUGCACUUUUUCUGCCUUCUUUUAACUCUUUCGCAUUGAGAGAGGGCAAAAUCUCAAUUCCCCAAACAUCGAAAACGCCCGUAUCUAAGAAUUUCUCCUGGAAUGCUUUUCCUUCCCCCAUGACAGUGAAUACUACA